Messenger RNA from Aspergillus steynii IBT 23096, 883 nucleotides. Its product is annotated as UbiX family flavin prenyltransferase. The coding region runs from base 230 to 883 and encodes 217 amino acids. Gene Ontology annotation, molecular function: carboxy-lyase activity. Lineage: Eukaryota; Fungi; Ascomycota; Eurotiomycetes; Eurotiales; Aspergillaceae. The record is from RefSeq and is a predicted model, not a curated record. The transcript has a single exon.
CAGUAACAUUGGAGCUAACCGGGAAAUCUGACCUCGGGGGUUCUUUUCAGGGAUUGUUCUGUUUUCUCUUUCCCUUCUUAAAGAAGCUGCCAAACCUGCACAGUACACGGCCAUGGGUUUAUCUACUACCUCUCGCGUUCCCUUGAUUUGUUGAUUCUGUGAUCACCGAGCACCCCUCCCCUGCCUCUAUUUUUUAAUUCGAACUAUACCUCCCCCUCAAUACCCAGAGAUGCUGUCUUUUACAAACUCAGAGCCCCCUACCCCUUGUUGUAACAAUGACCAACAUGCACAUCGAAGUCAACUCUCACCCCCGCGCAAAAGAAUCAUCGUCGCCAUGACCGGUGCCACCGGCUCAAUCCUCGGCAUCAAAACACUCCUCGCCCUGCGCCACCUCAACGUCGAAACUCAUCUGAUUCUUAGCAAAUGGGCCGAAGCUACACUUAAAUACGAAACGGACUACACCGUGGGGAAUGUGCGCGCCCUUGCCGACCAUGUGCACAGCAUCCACGACAUGGCCGCGCCAAUUGCCAGCGGGUCGUUUCGCGUGGACGGCAUGAUCGUGGUGCCCUGCAGCAUGAAGACGCUAGCGGCCAUCAGCUGCGGGUUCUGCGACGACUUGAUCGCGCGGGCCGCGGAUGUGGUACUCAAGGAGCGACGGAAACUCGUUCUCGUGACGCGCGAAACACCACUCAGUACCAUUCAUUUGCAGAAUAUGUUGGAGAUUUCUCGCGCCGGGGCAAUCGUGUUUCCGCCGAUGAUGACGUUCUAUACUCGACCGGCCGGGAUUGGAGAAAUGGUGGACCAUAGCGUGGGAAGGCUUCUAGACUUGUUUGGACUGGAUACAGGGGAGUUCGAGCGGUGGGAAGGGUGGAGGAAAGAUUAG